Molecule: messenger RNA, 7526 nt
Organism: Dunckerocampus dactyliophorus (ringed pipefish)
Lineage: Eukaryota; Metazoa; Chordata; Actinopteri; Syngnathiformes; Syngnathidae
Gene: mctp1a
Product: multiple C2 domains, transmembrane 1a
Exons: 25
Coding region: 451-3213 (920 amino acids)
Biological process (GO): regulation of neurotransmitter secretion
Cellular component (GO): synaptic vesicle membrane
Molecular function (GO): calcium ion binding
Source: RefSeq, a predicted model, not a curated record
CAGUACAGCGGAACGGCGCCGGGACGAAAAAGACACGUUCGCAGGAGUGAAAGACAUAUGACUGUGAUCAUCACGUCAAGAUGGCCUGGGUCCGUCCAUGACGCCAGAAUUUGUUGUGAGUCUCCACUGGGUCACCAGUUACAAGAAGAAACUCCAAUAACUAACCAGAACUACCUUUCUCAUCACUGAAACCCAACCAGAACUGGGCUCACUGGACCAAGUGUGGGGUUGCAUAAUGUGGUGCAUAAAGAGAGCGUUGCUUACAUAUGCAAUGUACACGCCAACUAUCAUCAUCAUCAUCAUCUUCCUACUGUGUUCGUCCUAACCGGAUCAGCAUUGAAGUGCAUCCUGCAAGUGCACACGCACACACUCCCACACGCAUACACACACUCGCACACGCGCGCACACACACACUGUGACUUCAGGCUGGCUGGAUGCUGCUCAGGCACCAUGGAGCAAAUAUCGGCCAAGGAUGAAGGCAGCACCGCCAGGGGACAAGACUCAUACCAGCGGAGAAUGUGGAAGACUUUCCAGGAGAAAACCAAGCCGUGGCUUAGUCCCAAACUGGGUUCGGAGCGUCGCAGUAGCGGGGGAGCGGAGGGCACCAAGAAGGAAUCCGGAUUGUGGAUGUUUAAGAGGAAAAAGAAACACUUGGAUCGAGUCUUCUCAUCCUCCCAACCCAAUCUGCGCUGCUCCUCUCCUCUCUCUUUUGGGACCGGGGACAAGUGUGGAGGACACGGCGACGCUGUGGCCGGGACCAGCAGCGGUGCAGAGGGGCAGCAUCUCGGCUCGGCAUCUGGGUCCACGGGCAGCAAGCCUGAACUGGCGGGCCACGGAAGCCCCAAGCUCCACGUCUCGCAGCUGAUCGCUUACCAGCACAAGAGCUCCUCCCUGGGCUCGGCGUGUUUCGAGAAGCUGGUGGUGGAUCCGGUCGUGGUCGUAGAGGAAGAAGAGCAGCCGCGGAAGAAGCCAAGUGAUAGUGGCGUCGAUACCGUGGACCCUUGUAAUGCAGAACCUCCGCCUCCUAGUCCAACCAUGUACCAGCUGGAUAUUGUCCUGAAGAAAGGCAACAACCUGGCCAUCAGAGAUCGCACAGGAACCAGUGAUCCAUAUGUCAAGUUCAAGAUUGCAGGGAAGGAGGUGUUCAGGAGCAAGACCAUCCAUAAGAACCUUAAUCCAGUGUGGGAUGAAAGAGUAACGCUCCUGGUGGAAAGCCUGAGGGACCCUCUGUACGUCAAGGUUUUUGACUAUGACUUUGGACUUCAGGAUGAUUUUAUGGGUUCAGCGUACCUCUAUUUGGAGUCACUGGAGCAUCAAAGGACGCUGGAAGUUACACUGGACCUAAAUGACCCACACUAUCCAGAAAAUAAUCUAGGAAGCCUGGAACUAUCUGUCACUUUAUCACCACGAGAUGGAGACAUGAGAGACACAACCAUGCUUUUGAGAAGGAGCUGGAAGCGAUCUAGUAAGUGUCAGAGUAUGCGCCUGUCAGAUGUACACAGAAAAGCUCAGCUGUGGCGGGGCAUCGUCAGCAUCAGCCUAAUUGAAGGUCGCAGUCUGCAGCCAAUGGAUGCCAACGGCCGAAGUGACCCUUAUGUCAAAUUUAGGAUGGGGCACCAAAAAUACAAAAGCAAGGUGAUUCCCAAAACACUGAAUCCUCAAUGGCGAGAACAGUUUGACUUCCACAUGUAUGAGGAGCAGGGAGGCUAUGUGGACAUUACAGUCUGGGACAAAGAUGCUGGCAAGAAAGAUGACUUCAUGGGAAGGUGUACAAUCGACCUGUCCCUUCUAAGUAAAGAACACACACACAAGCUGGAGCUGCCGCUGGAGGAAGGUGAAGGAGUGCUGGUGAUGCUCGUUGCGCUCACCGCUUCUGCCGCCGUCUCCAUCUCAGACCUGUCAGUCAAUGUGUUGGAUGACCCGCAUGAGCGACACCAGAUCAAGCAGAGAUAUAGCCUGUGGAGGUCAUUGCACAACCUGAAAGACGUUGGUGUGGUGCAGGUAAAAGUCAUCCGGGCUGAGGGACUGAUGGCAGCAGAUGUCACGGGUAAGAGUGACCCGUUCUGUGUGGUGGAGCUGAGUAAUGAUCGGCUGCAGACACACACUGUUUACAAAAACCUCAACCCUGAGUGGAAUAAGGUCUUCACUUUUAACGUAAAGGACAUUCAUUCGGUACUCGAGGUCACGGUUUACGACGAGGACCGAGACAGAAGCGCGGACUUCCUUGGGAAAGUAGCCAUUCCUUUACUGAAUAUCCAAAAUGGAGAACGCAAAGCCUACGCCUUGAAAAGCAAGGAGCUGACAGGGCCAACAAAAGGGGUCAUCUUUCUUGAAAUAGAUGUGAUUUUUAAUACUGUGAAGGCUGGUCUCAGGACUCUGAUUCCCAUUGAGCAGAAGUACAUAGAGGAGGAGCCCAAAGUGUCCAAACAGCUGCUGUUGCGCAACUUUAACAGAGUGAGGCGCUGCAUCAUGUUCCUCAUCAACACCGGUUACUACAUCAACAGCUGCUUUGAAUGGGACUCUCCACAGAGGAGCAUCUGUGCAUUUGUGCUCUUUGUUGUCGUCGUCUGGAACUUUGAACUCUAUAUGAUACCGCUGGCUUUGUUGCUGCCCUUGGCCUGGAACUACAUCCUCAUCACAUCGGGCAAGGACACAAGGCAAGAUGUGCAAGCAAUGGAGGACCUGCUAGAAGAUGAGGAUGAAGAUUUUGACAAAGAUGACAAGGACCCUAAACCAGAGACCGGGGAGGACAUCCGUGAUAAAAACUAUAUCCUCGAGGAUAUGUUGGCUUCCUGGCACUUUGAGUGGAUACGAGCAAUGGUGGACUCUGAGAGAAAGGGCUUCAUGAACAAGCUUUAUGCCAUUCAGGACGUGUGUAUCAGUGUGCAGAAUGCGCUGGAUGAAGUGGCCUCCUAUGGCGAGAGGAUAAAGAACACUUUUAACUGGACUGUGCCUUUCUUAAGCUGGCUUGCCAUCGUCGCUCUGGGAGUGGCGACCAUCAUUGUGUACUUCAUCCCUCUCAGAUACAUUGUACUGGCCUGGGGAGUGAACAAAUUCACCAAGAAGCUGCGAGACCCUUACAGCAUUGAUAACAAUGAGAUCCUAGACUUUCUGUCCCGAGUGCCCUCUGAUGUCCAAGUGGUGCAGUACCGAGAGCUGAAACUGGAUCCCAAUCCCAGUCCAAAUAAACGGAAGAAAAACAACCCCGGGUAGAUGUCCACCCACCAGCUCUUCUCUUGUCCACUUCCUCUCUGCUGCUCCAUUACUGGACUCUGAGGAGCAGAGGGAGGCGCUCGGAACCAACGUGUCCUGAUUAAGAACCCCACCCCCCAACCAACCCCCCUCCCACUUCUUUCUUUCUGUCUGGUAUUACUCAGUGUGCAGCACAGAAUACUGAAGGAACAAAUGUGAUGAUUCACAUUUUCAAAAGAUGACCAAACCAACGAAGAAAAGAGUGGGAUGGAUGGAUGGAUGGAUGGAUGGAUGGAUGGAUGGAUUUUGCUUCCUUCCAUCAAAAACUUGUGUCUUUUUCUCAUUUCAUGCGCUGAAACAGCAUCAAGUGCAUCAAUCUUUAUCCAGGAAACAAGCCUCACUAAUAGCUUGAAUUGUCACUGGCCACUAUCAUACUUAUUCCAUUGCUGAAGUUCAUAUAUUUCUAAUUGUUUUGGCACUAAGGUACCUUGUGUAGGUACCUUACUAAGGUACUAAGGCACUAAGGUACGUUGUGUAGGUACCUUACUAAGGUACUAAGGCACUAAGGUACCUUGUGUAGGUACCUUACUAAGGUACUAAGGCACUAAGGUACGUUGUGUAGGUACCUUACUAAGGUACAAAGGCACUAAGGUACGUUGUGUAGGUACCUGACUAAGGUACUAAGGCACUAAGGUACGUUGUGUUUUCUUACGUUCAAUGACACUCAUUUGGAUUGCAGCAAUUACAUAUUCUCAUGCACUUUGAUUCAGAGAUGAAGCCAUUUUUUGAGCCGUGUAAGGAGCAUAUAAGAAGAACACGUGCACCAUUGGGACAACGGUAUGUUGGCACGUGCCCAUUUGGGAAACAGGAGGCCACUGAUGUUGGGAUGUGUUGUAUUUCAUCGCAAAGGUGUUUGAAUGGGUUGAGGUCAGGUUCUUCCACAUCAAACUCAUCCAAUCAUGCCGUUGCUUCAACAGUAUUGGAAGCAUAAACUUGUGCAACGAGAGAACUAACUGCUUAGUUGAAUGAUUGAGAGGCGUGUCUUAAUAUUUUUUAAAAAUGUCAAAAUGAAAGACAAAAAAGCCUAAAUUAGUCAUUUUCAGUAGCUAAAAAUGCGUAUGCCUAUCCCGUUUACAAUUUUACUUUUAUUUUUGUUACAGGUUAUCAACAUGUUUGUGUACUCACGUCAAACAAGCACAACAAAUCCAAAUACAGUUGACAAAAGUGCCAGUUGUCUGUUUCGUUGAUCAUCAUUAUCGUGACAUUAUCACUAGAACUUAGUUUGCUAACUCGCUAAAAACCUUUGAGACACUUUUUGUCCAUCAGUCUCUUAUGUCACGGCUGCGUCUCUCCAGGUCACUGGUGUUUGUGAGUGACAAGAAGAAAAGCUCCGAUUCGCUCGGGGAGACGUCGUUCGACGACCCAUCUUCUUCAGACUCUAUUCCAGGGAUAAAAUACCGUCUUGCAUUCGGGUCAAAUGUGGUAGUUUUUAAAAACCGUUGGCACACACACACACACACACACACACACACAUCGCAGUGAGGCCUUCAGGCUGUCACAUCUAAUCUCGUUUAAAAGGUGUUCCUUUCUGUUCAUCUUCUUGUGCAUCGUUUGUGUCGCACACACAUGCACACUCCACAAAAACACCUUGGCGGAAUACGCUUAGACAUCCCACGAAAAACACCGACUUGUUCACAUAUAAAAACACAACAUCCCAUUUGAGCAGGCGCUUCCUCUCCUUGUCAGACACACACACACAGACACACACACACGCACACAAUGCAAACAUGAUCCGUGUGAUGCGGUGCCCCCGGCUGGCCGUUCCCUCUCCAUCUGGCCCACCUCAACUUUGAUGUGCGUGCAUGCGAGGAGUGAGGUUUUUGUGUGUGCACGUUUAUGGAAUCAAAAGACCUCUCGCUGUUGUUGUGUGUUAUCUCCCCUUCAGCUGUGUAGACUGAUGUGUAGCUACAUCUGCCAUGCGUGUGUACUUGUGUACGUGUGUAUGCUAUUGUGAUCCAUCUCCAUUUUCCUACACUGCAGAGUAAGUGCAGGGUUUCAACCUUGUCUGAAGGACAUUGUCUUGGGCUUCAUUUUGAAAGAUCCCAGGAGGCCUCCCGGUCUGCCUGGAUGUCCACAUCCAUCUAUAUUGCGUGUCGACCCCCAUGCUUAAAUACCAUCAGAGGCGGAUGUGUCACUGGAUGUGAGGAAUCCACUUGAAAGACAAUAAUAAUAAUAAUACACUGUCCCUCAAGAGCUGUUGCCUCUACAAACGCUGGCUUAUAACCUAUGAUGCAUUUGGAAGUGUAAUGGAAACAAAAGCGUGGGGACACACCUCUUGGUUGAGUAGUCAGUCAAUCCAACGUUGAGCCCUGAGCUUCCCUCAAUGUUAUGCUGACACCCCUCUCCUCACUUUUAAUUGGACAAAUGGGUUCCAAGCAUUCAUAUCCCCGUUGGAACAUCUCAGUGUGCAGUUUGCAUGUUCUCCCCGUGCAUGCGUGGGUUCUCUCUGAGUACUCCGGCUUCCUCCCACGUUCUAAAAAUAUGUAUGCUAGGUUAAUUGGAGGCUCUAAAUUGUCCAUAGGUGUGAAUGUGAGUGUGAAUGGUUGUUUGUCUAGAUGUGCCCUGUGAUUGGCUGGUGACCAGUCCAGGGUGUACCCCGCCUCUCGCCCGAAGACAGCUGACAGAUACCCCCGACCCUAGUGAGGACAAGCAGUAUAGGAAAUGGAUGGAUGGAUGGGGUUCCAAGCAUACAGAGCUAAUACCGUAUGGGUGAUGAAAACCACUGCUGCUUGUCGUAGCGGCGUCACUGUAACAUUUCAGGAUACACAGCUGGAAAUGACGAAAAUAAACACACAUGCUGUUAGUUUACCCUGUGGCUGUCCCUUAUCACACUGCGAUAUUAUACUUCACAUGAUCCAGUCUGCUGCAGAGCUCACUUUUCUUGCUGCCCUCAGUCUCCUCUUUGAUAACAAAAAACCCCCCCAAAAAACCCAUCAGUUUUCCCCGUUGUUCUUUCUUGUCUAUGGAUAUAGUAGUAUAGUCCACAUUCUCCGCCAGUCUCCUCCUGGAUAAGCCAGCAACGCAUAAGGUGUUUAGUUUGGAUUUUCAAUUUCUCGGAAAAAUUACAGUAGAGGGCAAUCUUGUAUGAAAACCGAGGAAAAAAUUUGGAGAAAAAUUGAGUCGAAAACCGAAUCAUACAAAAACUGGCGCGUACAAAAACCGACUUUACAGUGUCUCGUUCCGACUGAUGCGUUCAAUGCAGCAUAAGCUUUGCGUCUUCCUAUUCCUUUUUCGACAUGUAGAACUGUGAAUUGUACUAUGUGAUGUAGUCCAAUGUACCUUUUGUAUGCAUGUUCAAAACAAAUUAAACCAUUGCCAUCAUUUUUACGGCUUCAUAUAUUGAAGUAGAAAACUGACCACACCCCAAAUCGAGGCAUGAGCCCAUGCAAGGCUACUGUGCUGUGGAAAACCGGCCAAUGCACACAGCAAGGCCCACGAAGGCAUGUUUGGAUGAUUUUGGUGUAAAAGAACUUGACCUCAAUGACCUCAUCACACACCUUUGGGAUUACGGUAACUAGAACGGAGAACAGUGUACAUGGGCGUACUCUACAAGCUCAUAGAAAGCUCUUAUAGUCACAAAAAGCUGCUAAAAACGUAAUGAAUGGCCACGUGUCCCAAUAGUUUUGUCCAUAUAAUGUAUUUUAGUUUGCCUUUUUUUUUUUUUUUUUGCAGCAACACCUUUUGACUAUUCUGUGGUGCGUUACAUCUUUUCGGUUGUUAGUCAUUAUUUAUUUCGUGUUUGCAAGCAUACCAGAGUGUUUAAUGCCUUGUAUGUUGUCCACAUUUCCGUGCUAUAUACAAUGAAUGUAUCACCAGACUGAUAGCUGUAAAAAAAAAGCACUCAUAUUUGCACCCAGUUGAAAUGAGACUAUUUAUUUUUUAAAUGGAACUGUACAUAGCUAUAGCUACCUUAUUGAAAUGAUGGUUGUAUUUUAUACCGUAUGCUUGCUGAUGGUCUGCUACUGUUGCUGUUUACUGUAUGCCUGUCUCAUUUCCUAAGACGUGUGUUUUUGUUUUUGUGUCUGCCUGCAAUGUUUGCCUGCCUGUGACAUCAUCAAAAUCAUCACCUUCACGUGUUCAGCCUGACACGAAGAGCGCAGGAGCACAGGUGGGCUGGCUCGGUAAAACAGAAAUAAAAUGCAUCUGUUGUAUGUUGAAGAAAAAAAAAAAGACAUUAAAUUGUUUUUUAAUUUUUAGCAGUUUUCAAUUAUUCCACAACGUUAGACAUGCUUUUUCUUGCAGGACAUAAUCGAAUGAGAUCCAAUACAAGAGGU